CGGGGCGCUGUGGAGGAGGAGGAAGACCUGCCAGAACUGUCAGACAGCGGUGACGAGGCCGCCUGGGAGGAUGAGGACGAUGCCGAUCUCCCCCACGACAAGCAGCAGACCCCCUGCCUGUUCUGUGACAGGUUAUUUACCUCUGCUGAAGAAACGUUUUCACACUGUAAGUCUGAGCAUCAAUUUAAUAUUGAUAACAUGGUUCAUAAACAUGGACUUGAAUUUUAUGGAUACAUUAAACUAAUAAAUUUUAUUAGACUUAAGAAUCCUACAGUUGAGUAUAUGAAUUCCAUAUACAACCCAGUGCCUUGGGAAAAAGAAGAGUAUUUGAAGCCAGUACUAGAAGAUGACCUUUUACUUCAAUUUGAUGUAGAAGAUCUUUAUGAACCGGUGUCAGUCCCAUUCUCAUACCCCAAUGGACUCAGUGAAAAUACAUCCGUCGUAGAAAAAUUGAAACAUAUGGAAGCCAGGGCACUGUCUGCUGAAGCUGCAUUAGCUGGAGCACGUGAAGAUCUGCAGAGAAUGAAGUAAAUUUGCUCAGAUUUUGUGAUGAACGCAGAUGUCAGAACCUGCUCGUCAUCUACGGCUACCGUUGCAGACCUCCAGGAGGAUGAGGAUGGUGUUUACUUCAGCUCUUACGGGCAUUAUGGGAUACACGAAGAGAUGCUGAAGGACAAAGUACGAACAGAAAGUUACCGCGAUUUUAUAUACCAGAAUCCACAUAUCUUCAAAGACAAGGUGGUGUUGGACGUUGGUUGCGGAACUGGAAUCCUAUCCAUGUUUGCUGCUAAAGCCGGGGCAAAGAAGGUUCUUGGAGUUGAUCAGUCUGAAAUACUUUACCAGGCAAUGGAUAUCAUAAGACUAAAUAAACUUGAAGAUAGUAUUAUACUAAUUAAAGGAAAAAUUGAAGAAGUUCGUCUUCCUGUAGAGAAAGUGGAUGUUAUUAUAUCUGAGUGGAUGGGCUAUUUUCUUCUUUUUGAGUCUAUGUUAGAUUCUGUCCUUUAUGCAAAGAACAAAUACUUGGCAAAAGGAGGAUCGGUCUACCCUGACAUUUGCACUAUCAGCGUUGUGGCAGUAAGUGAUGUGAAUAAACAUGCUGAUAGAAUUGCUUUUUGGGAUGAUGUCUAUGGCUUCAACAUGUCCUGCAUGAAGAAGGCAGUUAUUCCAGAAGCUAUUGUGGAAGUGUUAGAUCCAAAGACUCUUAUCUCAGACCCUUGUAGUAUUAAGCAUAUAGAUUGCCAUACAACCUCUGUCUCGGAUUUGGAGUUUUCUUCAGAUUUUACCCUAAAAAUCACAAAGACAUCACUAUGCACGGCAAUUGCUGGCUACUUUGAUAUAUAUUUUGAGAAGAAUUGCCACAAAAGGGUCGUAUUCUCUACGGGACCCCAGAGUACCAAAACACACUGGAAACAAACAAUAUUUCUUUUGGAAAAACCAUUUUCAGUUAAAGCAGGUGAAGCCUUGAAAGGAAAGAUCACAGUGUACAAGAAUAAGAAAGAUCCACGCUCUCUCAUUGUGACACUCACACUGAAUAACUCAACUCAGAUUUACGGUCUCCAGUAAAAUGGCCACAAAAGCACAACUUAAUUUGCAGUAUUUAUUGUGGAGGAGGGAUGAGUACGGGGUGGGUGGAGGGGUUUUAUGGGAGCACCUGCAUGACGGAUCCUUUGAAGCCAGAGAAGCGUGGUAGGUAGGAAUCUGAUAGAAUUCAGCUCCACCUGCAUAAUCACAUUCCUGGAAGUCUGGUCAGUGAGAUUCAACCAAAUGUAACCCCUCUGUUAAGUUUACCUUGAAAAUCAUUUAAAUUGGCCUAAAUUUGGAAUAGAGACAGUCUUUUAUUGUUUUUAAUAAGUUUCUUACUAUAAAUUUUAAAUACAAGUAAUUAGUUAUUUGGAUAGUUUUAUUAAACUAGUACCUGUACACAAGGUAUUAACAUAUUUUAUUACAGAUUUCCUUUCUGAAGAGUAGUUUUAAUUGUAUCUGCUAGAAUAUCAGGAUAUGAUACAUUAAAAGAGCAAGCGUAAGGGAUUCGAAUGUGGAAGAGGGACCACACAGGUCACAUCUGCAGACAGCUUGGCUGAUUGUCCUGUAGUUCUGCUCUCACUUUAUAGCUGCUUCUCUCUGCAGAUAUUCUUUAGCAUCUAAUUUUCUAGUGUCGCCCAGGAAAUGUAGUUUCAAUACAUUUACCCUAGGUUUCAUACAAGUUUUUAAAGGUUGGGAUAAAUGUGUACUUAUUUAAUAAUACCUUUUUCAAACUAGAUUUGUAUGUAGAGUUAAAACAUGCAACUGUUAAUAUACUUAUAUCACUGUAUACAAUUGUCACUUACAGUUACUGACUCAGUUUGAAAAACAGAACAGAAAACAUCUGAUAAAAUGUGUACAGCAGCCAUUAGCAUUAUAAAAUGAUAUUUCAACAUAUUAAAGCCUUUUAAUAAAGUCAGAAGCAUUUUUUUUUAAAGUCUUAACAAAGGAAUCAUUUUUAAGAUCACAGGGAUUUGGAGGGGGAUGGAUAUAGCUCAGUGAUAGAGUGCAUGCUGAGCAUGUGCGAGGUCCUGGACUCAAUCCCCAGGACCUCCAUAAAAAAAAAA
This is a messenger RNA of Vicugna pacos (alpaca), 2588 nucleotides long. The record is from RefSeq and is a predicted model, not a curated record. NCBI's taxonomy places the organism in Eukaryota, Metazoa, Chordata, Mammalia, Artiodactyla, Camelidae.